Talaromyces atroroseus is the source of this 1266-nucleotide messenger RNA. RefSeq lists its product as hypothetical. Bases 1 to 1266 code for a protein of 421 amino acids. The transcript has a single exon. Lineage: Eukaryota; Fungi; Ascomycota; Eurotiomycetes; Eurotiales; Trichocomaceae. The record is from RefSeq and is a predicted model, not a curated record.
AUGUGGCUGGCCCGCGGCGUGCAGUCCGCCAUUUUCUACUAUGCCACAUGCACACCCUGUGCGGCGGCGGAGGAUCGGCGGCGCCGCAAGAAAGAGGCCAUACGAGCUCAGCGAGAACAGGCAAGGUCGGUCAUCAUAGUGACCGAUCAACCGCAGCCGUUUCCCCAACCGACACCUUUUAGUACCAAUGCGGGAUGGAUGGAGGAGAUUGCACUGGGGCCAGGCCCGCCAGCUCGUCGUCAUCGAACAAAGAAUGGUCCGAGCGACGGAACAGCAUUACCUAGAUUAUCAUCGACCUCGAGCAUGACUAUUGAGGAUUCAAUGCUGUCAGGAGGGAAAGGGAAAACGUCUCUGGGCGAGAAGUUACACUGGGCGCGCUUCCAACGUGAAGAUGAAGUGCUGUGGGGAGAAGAGGAAAGAAGAGCAAAAGACGCAGAGCAAUCCGCCCAGGGCUCUUCUGUUGGCAUAUCAGGCCGGGGUCGGGCAGGAACAAGUCAUUCGAAUAAAUACUAUAUCGCAAGAGCACCUCCAGUCAACGAUCUGCAUCCCCCUAUUGUAAGCGGACCAGCAAGUCGCACUGAAACACAAUGGAUGCUACAGCCGCCUCCCAGCGCAAAAGUCAUGGCAGGAAAAGCCAAAGGCGAUAAUUUACAUGGCAGCCGAGAGCCGAGUGUGCGGAAAAGAAGUCGAGUAGACUCGGAAAUCAAGGAGUCAGACGAGGACGACUUGAUCCAAGAGGGUUACUCGGCUCCCAUCGCGGACCGGACUAGCUGGACACUUGGCCGAGGCAAUACAUAUCGUCGAGCACUGGAUAAUGAUAAGAAGCAACGACCUUUGACGCUUGAUAUAGAUAGUCUUAUUGAAAGAGGCCGAAAGGACAAGGACGACAAUUCCGAAGUUCUACGGCCACCACCAUCAGCAAUAACAGCGACGCCGCGGUCAGUAUCCAUGACCAACGUUCGUCAUGCAUAUGACGAAUGGCACCUGCAGCUUUCACCCUCAUUCCAUUCACGAUCCAAUUCGCCAUCGAGCAUGGGGUCGCCGGCCGACUCGCUUCAUUGGCCAGACACACCACCUUAUUCGCGACCAGAAUCCAAACAUACCGAAGAUAGUGGCAAAGUAUUUCAGCCACAAUACUUGAAUCUAGCCGUCUCGUCCCAUCGCGAGAACAAUAAAAGUAUAGAGGCUAUACAUGUUGAAGUGAACGAGCCGCGGUCGAGAGAACAAAUGCACCCGUUGAAAUGGCGAUGGAGUUUUGAUAUCUAG